Plasmopara halstedii is the source of this 888-nucleotide messenger RNA. RefSeq names its product 20s proteasome subunit beta 2. The transcript has 6 exons. Gene Ontology annotation, molecular function: threonine-type endopeptidase activity. The record is from RefSeq and is a predicted model, not a curated record. Gene Ontology annotation, cellular component: proteasome core complex. Lineage: Eukaryota; Oomycota; Peronosporomycetes; Peronosporales; Peronosporaceae. The coding region runs from base 1 to 888 and encodes 295 amino acids.
AUGACCGACUUUCGCCGUACCCAUAACACCUUUGGGGAUGCAUUUCCGACCGCCGAUCAGCUACAUGGAGGAUUUAACUUUGACAACUGCCGUCGCAAUGAGCUUCUUUUGAGUCAGUCUGGUGGCAAGCAGAAGCUGAAAGCUACAAAAACCGGCACAACCAUUGUUGGCGUCGUUUACAAGAAUGGAGUGGUCUUGGGUGCCGACACACGCUCGACUGGCGGCUCGAUUGUCAUGGACAAAAACUGUGAAAAGAUCCACUAUAUUGCACCCAAUAUAUACUGCUGCGGUGCUGGAACGGCCGCCGACACAGAAAAUACGACGGCGCUAAUCUCGUCGCAGCUCGAGCUACACCGUUUGAAUACGGAUACACAGUCGCGCGUUGUUACAGCCAUGACGUUGCUUAAAAAAAUGCUUUUUCAGUAUCAAGGACACAUUUCGGCGGCGCUUGUUCUUGGAGGCGUCGACGUAACGGGCCCACAUCUUUACACUAUCUACCCCCACGGAAGUACGGACAAGCUUCCUUUCGUAACAAUGGGAUCAGGAAGUCUGGCCGCUAUGUCGGUCUUUGAGCACGGUUAUAAGGAUGAUAUGACGGAGGACGAAGCCAAGAGUCUUGUGCAAGAAGCUAUUUUGGCGGGUAUUUUCAACGAUCUAGGUUCGGGCAGUAACGUCGACGUGACAACUAUAAAAAAAGUAAGCGGCAAGGUAGAAGUGGUCAAGGAGAUCAACUGCAUUAAACCUAACGAAGUGUCAGAGCUGCGUUCUCAAAUCAACCGAGACAUUGUUACGCACAUUCCCCGCGGUGCUACACUUGUCCUUAGCUCCAAGACAGAGCCUUUUCCUGCCGACAUUGUUGUUGAGGAGGCUACGCCUAUGGAGUUGUAG